Molecule: messenger RNA, 4830 nt
Organism: Platichthys flesus (European flounder)
Lineage: Eukaryota; Metazoa; Chordata; Actinopteri; Pleuronectiformes; Pleuronectidae
Gene: edrf1
Product: erythroid differentiation regulatory factor 1
Exons: 26
Coding region: 326-4138 (1270 amino acids)
Biological process (GO): positive regulation of DNA-templated transcription
Source: RefSeq, a predicted model, not a curated record
ACAUCGCUCUGACUGAAACACGCUCAGCGACUUGAGCUUUAUUUUACACCAUUUACUGUUAAAAUAUAUUGUUUGUAUUUUACUGUAGAAUCGGGAUGAAUUCCGGUGGAUGACAGGGAACAGGGGAAUAGUUUUGAAGCUGAAACAGGAAGUUGUUGUUCAGCUAGACCAGCGUGUGCUCUGACAACAACAGAUGGAGAGAGAGAGAAGAUACAGGCUCAUUCAAACCCUUAAAUACAAGUAACUGAGGUUAACGGAGCAGCAGCAGCUUCUCAUGCCGGUGGGUUGUUGAGGGAUCAGCUGGAUCCACGGUGCUGUGUUCGGUAUGAGCUCUGGGGACAGGGAGCCUGGGACCUCCUGGGACAAUGUGACGGAAGAGCCCACCUGCUCAGGUGAAAACAGCAAACAUGAUUCGGCCAUAUGCUCAGGCAGCACUGAAAUUAAGAGCUGUGCCGUGGUGAAGUACUCGGCCGCCCCUCCACCGACCAGCUAUGCCUUGCUGCAGGAGAAGACCGACCUGAAGCUGCCUCCCGCCAACUGGCUGAGAGAAAACCCUCAGCUGGGCAGCGCGGGCACCACCGUACUGGGCUCCAGCAGCAAGAGCAAACCUUUUUCUAGUUUUGGGAUGGCCUACGAAUUCAUCGACUGCAUCGGGGACGAUGUUGACGUGGUGUCAGACUCUGAGAACAUCAAGAAGCUUUUGAAGAUUCCCUACAGCAAGUCUCACGUCAGCAUGGCCGUUCACCGCGUCGGGAGGACCCUGCUUUUGGACGACCUGGACAUUCAAGAGCUCUUCAUGAGGUCUUCUCAGACCGGAGACUGGACGUGGCUAAAAGAGUUUUACCAGCGGCUAAUAGAUGAGAAGUGGCAGAGGAAAAAGAAGAGUAAAGAGCACUGGUAUCAGAGAGCCAUCCUGUCAAAGUUCCUCUACUACAGUAUAAAUGGUGAUGGAGCUGCGGAGCCUGUACCAGACAACCUGAAUGAAGGGGAGGUGGAGAACGAGACGGAGGUGUUCAGUUCUACAUGGCCCACCUCCUUCACCAGCACGCCGUCUGAAGCAGAAGAGUCGGACGCUGCCAAGCAGGAAAGCUUUUCUUUGGACAGCAACAUUGCUCUGGGUCAAGUGACGGCUGUACUUGAAGAGCAAAACCUCCCAGCUCUGUUCAACGAGGGGGAAAACAGUCAGGGUUUAAGAAACGACUUUGUGCGAAACAUCAUGUGGACGUUCGAGGAUAUCCACAUGCUGGUGGGAUCCAACAUGCCUAUUUUCGGAGGUGGUCGUUAUCCUGCCGUCAGUCUGAGACUCAGGGACAACAAUAAACCAAUCAACAUUCUGACAGGUAUCGACUACUGGCUCGACAAUCUGAUGUGCAAUGUGCCCGAACUGGUCAUGUGUUUUCACGUUAAUGGCAUCGUUCAGAAAUACGAGAUGAUAAAGACAGAGGACAUCCCUCAUCUGGAGAACUCCAAUUUCUCCACGAGGGUUGUGAAAGACAUCGCCCAAAAUAUUCUCUCCUUCCUAAAGUCCAACUGCACCAAGGAGGGUCACACCUACUGGCUUUUUAAAGCCAGUGGGAGUGACAUCGUGAAGCUUUAUGAUCUUACUACUUUAUGUGAGGAGGCUGAAGAAGGGAAAUGUCAGAAUCCCUUCACUCUCCCUGUGGCUGUGUUACUCUACAGGGUGGCCAGCAACCUAAUGCUGAAGGCGAGACAGAACAGGAAGCACUAUGGCACCGUCCGAACGCUGCUCUUAAACUGCGUCAAGCUUCUAGAUCAGGAGAGGCAUCCGCAGAUCAUCGCCUCAGCCCACUACAUGCUGUCAGAGCUGUUCCAGCUCGACGAGCCCCCUGAGGAGGGGGGAGAGUCGCUCCGGGCCGGCGGCUCCGAGGACAGCUACAGCGACGAAGACAGGGAGGAAGACGAGGAGGCAGAGUUGACGGAGGACAGCGAUGAGAACGGCUCCUACAGCAACAGCUCCAACCCACAGGACGACAGUAAAGCUGUGGCUGUUAUUCGCUCUGUAGGGGAGCUGUCUGUGCCGGAGAAAUACAAAUCGACCCACCAGAUCAGACCAAGUGGAGUUUUCCCCGUUUCUCAAGACAAGGAGGAGAGAUGCAGACACGUCCUGAGCUACGUACUGAAGGGCCUGAAGGCAGUGGAUGGAAGCAUUAAGAUGGAGAGCGACCUCCCAGCCGCGGACCCCAACACUCCAAUCCCUCUCAAAUAUGAAGACAGAAAUGCUAUUGGAGCCUGCGCCUCCGAGAAAGGCAUCUCUCUUCUUCUGGAGAGAGCAGUGGGGACCCUGCAGGGCGGCCAGAAGCACCUGACGCGCUCGGGGAUGAUCCCUGGCUCGUGGCAGCACCACAUGAAGCUGCAGCUCUUCCUCAAAGCCUCCAAGGCCUACUUUGUCCUGUCUGACGCCGCCACCAACUUACUGAAGUACGGCCGAGCUUUGCGCUACAUCAAGCUUUCUCUGCAGUGCUACGAUGCCUACUGCUCAGUAAGCGGGACGCAGCACUCGCAGGUGCUGCAGUUCCACAGCCAGUGUCUGUCUCUGUGUGGAGACAUCCAGCUGAUGUUGGCCCAGAACGCCAACAACAGAGCCGCUUACCUGGAGGAGUACAGCUACCAGACCAAAGAGGACCAGGAGAUCCUGCACAGCCUGAACAGAGAGAGCAGCUGCCAAGCCUUCAACAUGGCCACAGACCUGUCGAUCGACCCGGAGUACCAGCUGUUUGUCAGCAGUAAAUGUUACGAGGCAGCGUAUGAGCUGCUCGUCUCGGAGGCUUUGAAAGAUCAGGAGUCAGAUCAACUGGCUCAGGUGCUCAGACGGCUGGGAAACAUCCGCAAUGAGAUGGGAGUUUACUACAUGAACCAGGCGGCAGCCAUGCAGACUGAGAAAGAAGUCAAGAAGUCUGUGUCCGUAGCAGAACAGGAGAUGUGGAAAAAAAGUUUUUCCUACUUCGAGAAAGGUAUGAAGGACUUUGAAGCCAUCAGGGACAGCACCAACUCGGCCCUGCUGCUGUGUAACACCGGCCGACUGAUGAGAAUCUGCGCUCAGGCUCACUGCGCCGUCUCUGGCGACCAGAGCCGAGGGGAGUUCUCCCCUGAAGAGGCGCUCUACUACAACAAGGCCAUAGAUUACUACUUGCGGGCUAUGAGGUCACUGGCAAACCGAGCAAACCACCCAUUGGUGUGGGACAGUGUGAACUGGGAGCUGUCCACUACCUACUUCACCCUGGCAACACUUCUGCAGGACUACGCCCCACUGUCCAGGAAGGCCCAGGAGCAGAUUGAGCGAGAGGUGACAGAGGCGAUGAUGAAAUCCCUGAAGUUCUGUGAUCUCCAGACUGAGUCGGCUCGUCAGCCGCUCUACCAGUACAGAGCUGCCACCAUCCACCACCGCCUGGCCUCUAUGUACCACAGCUGCUUCCGCAACCAGGUGGGAGACGAACACUUGAGGAAGCAGCAUCGGAGCCUGGCAGAGCUUCACUACAGCAAGGCUGUUUGUUUAUUCCUCAGCCUCAAAGAUGCUCCCUGUGAGCUGCUCCGCACGCUCCUGGAGAGGGUGGCCUUUGCUGAGUUCACAAUGGCAGGUCAGAGCAGCAGCGGGGCGAAGCUGAAGAGCCUGACUGGAGCUCUGGAGAUCAUGACAGAAAGUCGUCAUGCUUUCCAGCUCAUUCACAACGAGCUGGAGCUGGAGGAGGAGAAGGAGGAGGAGAAGGAGGAGGAGAAGGAGGAGAAGGAGGAGGAGGAGGAGGAGGAGGAGGAGGAGGAGGAGGAGGAGGAGGAGCAGGGCGAGCCGAGUGAACCCCACGCUGCGGACUCGGCUCAGUCUCCCGACGUGGCCACCGGUCCCACCUCAGGACUCAACCUCCAGGAAGUGAGGAAGCUAAUCGGCGUGUUCGAGCCGAGCUUCUCCUUCCUGCUGCUGCAGCUCAUCAAACUGAUGACGACCUUGAAACGAAAACCAAGCAAUAAAGACGAGGAGCUGUUGAAGACGUAUAAGAAUGUCUACUCCAAGCUGCUGCGAGCCGAGAAAAACGCACCUCUCCUCAGCCGGGUCGGCGUCUACAAAGACCUGCUGCAGCAGCUGACCCCGCAAACAGGAAGUGACGACACGGGUACACCUUCAUGAUGACGAGGAGGACACUCUAGACUUUGACGCUGCUCCCCACACCUUGCCGGACAUCCAGUCUGAAUUCUUGGGAACUCCUGAUGACUGUUUUCACUAAAAACUGACAUCAGUAUUAACAGACUCAUCCUCAGGCAACUGUCUGACUCUGAAUAACGGUUCAAAGCUAAUUUCACCUCCCGCGCCUUAUAAACAAGUUCAUCUUUUUAUAGCAUUUGCAUCCCAGGGUUUGAAUUGUUCAUUUUUUUUGUUGUAAAUUCAUAAUGUGUUAUUUAAUUGUCUUUAUUGCUUACACAGUUCUGAAUCACCGUUAAACCUUCUCUCUGUUGGAUUUGUUGAGUGCAUCCGCCAUAAGUCAAAUUUCAAAUUACACAUAACUCCUACAUACAGGGCUUAAAUAGACAUAAAUCGUUGGCAAAGGCUCAGAAAAAAGAAUUAAUUUCAAUAUAAUUGCCAUAUUUGAUAUUCAGUAACUCCAGUAAUGCUAUGAAAAAAGUGUGGGUUGUAGUUUGACAAAGUGAAAUAAGAGUUAAAUAAGUAGUUAUUUAAUUUCCAAAAAGAUAUGUGCAAUACUUUGGCAACAUCCAAUGCAAACAGAAGAGUUUGUCCACAUGGCUGUGUGUAUGUAUGUAUAAAUGUGAGUUUAUAUCAGCAUGGUUUGCUGUGACAUGGAAAUAAAAGGUUUUUAAAUUUUA